CGCGCCGCCGCCUGAGCGCCCGGUGCGGCGGGAGGCAGCGGAGCGGAGCGGCGGCGAUGUGGGCGCUGUGGGCGCUGUGCCUGGCCGGGCUGGGCGCGGCGCUCGGCACCUACUCGGCGGAUCAGUGCAGCUGGAGGGGCAGCGGCCUGUCGCAGGAGGCGGGCAGCGUGGAGCAGCUCUCCCUGCACUGCGCCGAGGGCUCGCUGGAAUGGCUCUACCCCACCGGCGCGCUGCGCCUCAGCCUCUCGCCCCGGCUGCCCACGGCGGCCGCCGGCCAAGGCGGCAGCCCCAGGCACGUCACCGCCUGCAUCAAGCCCUCCAGCACCUUCCGGGGGGCGCAGAUCUACCUGGAGAGGGACGGCGUCCUGGAGCUGCUGCUGGCCGAGGCGGACGCCUCGCUGCGGCGCCGCGUGCGCUGCUUCAGCUGGCUGCCCCGCGAGAAGGUGGCCCUUUUCCUGCAGUCCACGCCGCACCGCGACAUCAGCCGCCGCAUCGCCGCUUUCCGCUACGAGCUGCGGGGCGACUGGCGCGCUCGCCUCGCCCUGCCCUCCAGCAGCCCCGGCGGCGAAGGGGCGUGCCGGCCAUGCAACGACACCGAGAUCCUGAUGGCCAUUUGCACUAGUGACUUUGUGGUCCGCGGCAGCAUCCGGAGCGUCGCCAACGACGCCGAGCUGCAGGAGUCGGUCAUCGGCGUGAGCGCCGCGCGGGUCCACCGGCAGAAGUUCCCGCUGUUCCAGCCCGUGGGCAAGUCGGGCAGGUCGGCGGGCAGCAUCCGCACGCCGCUGCGCUGCGGCGUCAAGCCGGGGCCCGGCACCUUCCUCUUCGCGGGGUGGCUGCACUUCGGCGAGGCCUGGCUCAGCUGCGCCCCCCGCUACAAGGACUUCCAGCGCAUCUACGCAGGCGCGCGGCAGGCGCGCCUCAACCCCUGCGAGUUCCCCGAGGAGUGAGCGGCGGGGCGGCCGGCGAGCGGGGCCGGGCGUGGGAGGGGGCCGCCCUGCGGAAACCUUGUCCCGAGGGAGAGGGUUUUCCCAGGGCCCCGCGCCGCCCCGAGGGCCGGCGGAGCGGGCCGGCGCCCGGGGAGCGGGCCGGGAAGGUGGCCGGGGCCGGGAGGUGGAUUUGCGACGUCGUCGGAGGGUGGACGGGGAGAGCGGCAGCGGGCUCGCGCCCGCCCGGGAAGCGGGGGCAGCCCUGGCUGAGGGGGAGGACGAGGACGAGGAUGAGGAGGACGGGGAGCGAGGCCGAAGGAGCGAGAGGGGGAAGGCGAGGAGCGGAGGGGGGCCGGCGCGUGGGGGCGGCAGCCGAGUGGGGCCGGUGGCACGGCCCGCGGGGAAGGCGCAGCCCCGAGGGAGGGCUGAGGCCACCCGGGUGCCGCUCGCUGCCCGGGGUACCGUGGGGGCAUCGUAUGUGCACUACAGUUAUAACGAUACCAAAUUUGUGACUUGCUUUUUCUUCUGUUUUGUUUUUCUCAUAAAUAAGCUGUAUUUGUAAGGCCUGUGUCCUUUUUUUUUUUUUUUUUUUUUUUUUUUUUUUUAAUUUUGGAAUAAAAGAAAAGGAAGAAACGAACACCAAGCAGGGUGUUCACCGUGCCCCGCGGCCGGGCCGCCGCCUCUCGUGGCCGUUCCCGCGGGACCGGCGCAUGGUCCCGCUCCCCUCCGCAUGGUGCCGAGGGCGUUUUUCCGUGGGUUAAAAUAAAUCACUGUAUUUGCCUCUU
Rhea pennata is the source of this 1711-nucleotide messenger RNA. It is a transcript of the gene METRN, whose product is annotated as meteorin, glial cell differentiation regulator. Gene Ontology annotation, biological process: positive regulation of axonogenesis; glial cell differentiation. Gene Ontology annotation, molecular function: hormone activity. NCBI's taxonomy places the organism in Eukaryota, Metazoa, Chordata, Aves, Rheiformes, Rheidae. The record is from RefSeq and is a predicted model, not a curated record. The transcript is spliced from 4 exons. Bases 57 to 947 code for a protein of 296 amino acids.